AUGGCAGAAGGUCAUCAUCCUCCUCUCAAUUACGAAGCAUCCGCUACCACCACGCAUCCUUUGGUAUCAUCCUCCCUCCCGCCAGAAGUCUCCCAAUGCCUCAAGAAUUCUCGCUUCCUCCACCUGGCAACGAUAUCUGCCACCCAGACCUCGCCGCCAACACCGCAUGUUUCGUUGAUGAACUAUACAUUCCUCCCCUCUUAUAAUGAACACGGACCGGUUAUCAUUAUGACCACCAAUGCUCAAUCCAUGAAAACACAAAACCUGAUGCAUAAUCCAAAGGUUUCACUCUUGGUGCAUGACUGGGUUUCACAUCGACCACCAACGGCAUCUUCGGUAAUGGGUGCACGAUCCGGAAGUCCACCCGCGGCUGCUACCAGGUCAAGUUUGGCCAGUCUCCUUUUGAACCUGAACACAUCUGCCCUGAGUUCGAUAUCUACUACCAUCGCCGGUGAAGCCAGGUUCCUGGAACAAGGUAGUGAGGAGGAGAAAUGGUGUAAAGAGGCCCAUUUGGCCAACAACACGUUCGGGGACCAGGCGAGAGAAGAAGCAGGGCUGUUUGGAGAGCAACCGCUAAAUCCUGAGGGAAACAGCAGUUGUUACAUUGAAGGUGAUGAUGUGAGAGUUGUCCUUGUGCCUGUGCGAGAAGGAAGGAUAGCGGAUUGGAAGGGAGGGGUUAAAGACUGGGUCGUGGUCAAUGACCCUUCAGCAGCCAGCACGGGAGAUGCCGCCACAAAUGAGAGAGGUCGAAGUAAUGGUCAACCCCUCGUUAAUGGGAUUAUUGAUUGA
Messenger RNA from Rhinocladiella mackenziei CBS 650.93, 789 nucleotides. RefSeq lists its product as uncharacterized. The coding region runs from base 1 to 789 and encodes 262 amino acids. Gene Ontology annotation, cellular component: nucleus; cytoplasm. The transcript has a single exon. Lineage: Eukaryota; Fungi; Ascomycota; Eurotiomycetes; Chaetothyriales; Herpotrichiellaceae. The record is from RefSeq and is a predicted model, not a curated record.